This is a messenger RNA of Geodia barretti, 347 nucleotides long. Lineage: Eukaryota; Metazoa; Porifera; Demospongiae; Tetractinellida; Geodiidae. The record is from the annotation of a GenBank genome assembly.
CAGGCUGAAAAACAUUACUUGCUACUCACAUUUCAAAGCACUUCCUAUUGGGAAACCCCCUACUGGCCUAAAGCCUUUCUAGUGCUACUCUAUAAGCAGCGCAUUACUGCGCACAGUGUAACCGCGCUAGUUGCAUUUUACGCAUGCGCAAUAAUUGUACACGCCCAUUUUCGGGAUUUUUCGGAGCGUCCAGUUGUUAUAAUGCUGCGGGAAACACUGGUUCUCUCCUCUUCUCCUCAUCUUUACACCGCCUCAUCUUUGACUGCAACCUCCCCUUCCUCUCUACAUGUCAUGACAGAGAAAAGAGAAUGCUGAAGAACACAGAGUUUCAAACAUCACUAUCAUUA